This is a messenger RNA of Vicia villosa (hairy vetch), 1040 nucleotides long. RefSeq names its product RING-H2 finger protein ATL67-like. Gene Ontology annotation, biological process: protein ubiquitination. The transcript has a single exon. Bases 257 to 841 code for a protein of 194 amino acids. The record is from RefSeq and is a predicted model, not a curated record. Gene Ontology annotation, molecular function: transferase activity. Lineage: Eukaryota; Viridiplantae; Streptophyta; Magnoliopsida; Fabales; Fabaceae.
AACCAUAGUUUAUUAUGUUUCCCCACCCUUCCAAGUUCCAAAGGGACCAACCAAACCAAGCAGUAAUGAAUAUCAUAAAACCAAUCACCAAAUCAACGCAACCAUUGAAUGGCGUUCAAGUUUUGAGUUACUCUUAGUAUUAAAUGCAGCAACUAAGACCCUCACCCACCUUUCAAAACUCCCAAAAUUAUUCUCAACAAUACCCUCUCCCAAAUGGAAUAUUCCCCUUUUCAUCCUUCAAAUCAUCACCAUUUCCAUGUCUUCCUCAACCCCUUACACUUACCCUCCUCCUCCUCCGCCUCUUCCUUAUCUCUCCAACCUCGGCUUCGGUUACUCCAUCGCCAUCGCUCUCGGCUUCCUCUUCCUCCUCUCCACUCUCAUCCUUUCCUCCUACCUCUGUUGCCGCACUUUCCGUAACCGUCGUAACAACCACAACAGCAACAUCAACAACCAACGAAACAACCAACGAAACUCCGACGGUGUAGUUCUACCGCGGGUGAUUUUCGUUGCGGAGGAGGAUGAUCAUGAUCGGGACGAUAUCGUUUUGGGAUUGGACCAGAGCGUGAUCAACUCUUACCCGAGGCUGCAGUAUGGGAAGGAGAUGAUGGGACAGGAUGGAACUUGCUCGAUCUGUUUGUGUGAGUAUAAGGAUGCGGAGAUGCUGAGGAUGAUGCCGGAAUGUCGACACUAUUUUCAUCUCUGUUGUCUUGAUUCGUGGUUGAAGCUUAAUGGCUCUUGUCCGGUGUGCCGGAAUUCGCCUAUGCCGACGCCGAUGUCGACGCCGUUGCAGGAGGUUGUUCCGCUUUCGCAUUACAUUGGUGAAAGGAGAACGAGGAGGUGAUUUUUUAUUUAUUUAUUUGGUUGAUUUGAGAGGGUGGGGUGGAAUGUAGAAAUUGUAUGUAGUGAGUGAGUUUGAAAAUCUUGGUUUGGGAUUUGGAUUGAAGUUGAUGGCAAUUGUGAGGAUGAUGGUUUUUUCUGUAAUUGGGAAAUUAUGAGAUUUAUGGUUCUGUUUUGGUUAUGAAAAUUUUAUGAUAUUGAUA